Messenger RNA from Verticillium dahliae VdLs.17, 1647 nucleotides. RefSeq names its product laccase-1. The transcript is spliced from 5 exons. Bases 1 to 1647 code for a protein of 548 amino acids. The record is from RefSeq and is a predicted model, not a curated record. Gene Ontology annotation, molecular function: oxidoreductase activity; copper ion binding. NCBI's taxonomy places the organism in Eukaryota, Fungi, Ascomycota, Sordariomycetes, Glomerellales, Plectosphaerellaceae.
AUGUCUCUCCGAUUCAUCUGCUUCGGCCUCGUGGCCUGCUGGGUCGCCGGCUUGACGUCGGCCAUGCCCGCUACCGACCCGCCCCUCCAGCCCUUUGGAAAAUAUGGCUGUGGACAACACGGCCCUAAGAACCGUGCCUGCUGGCGCGAUAAUUUUGAUAUAUUUACGGAUACAUCAACCAAGAUUCCCGAUACUGGGAAGACCAGGACGUACGACUUGACCAUCACCAAUGUAUCAAGCUUCUCCUCGGCCGACGGUGUCAGCAAGCCUGCCAUGCUGAUCAACGGCCAGUUUCCUGGUCCGACGAUUGUUGCCGAUUGGGGUGACUGGGUCAAGGUCAACGUCCACAACCAGCUGCAGCAUAACGGCACUUCCAUUCACUGGCACGGCAUCUGGCAGAAGAACACAAACGACCAGGAUGGCGCCAAUGGGGCCACCGAAUGUCCCAUCCCACCGGGUGCGAGCAAGACGUACCUAUUCCGCAUGCACCAGUAUGGUACGGCCUGGUAUCAUUCCCACUUUUCGGCGCAGUAUGGCAAUGGCGUCGUGGGCACCAUCCAGGUCAACGGACCGGCGUCUGCCAACUACGACGUUGACCUCGGCCCAUUCUCAAUCACGGACUGGUAUUACGAGACGGCGGACAGGCUCGAGCGGCGCGCAGAGCUGGUCUCCAACGGCCCGCCGCCCGACAGCGACAACAUACUGUUCAACGGCACCCAUGUCAAUGCCCAAGGUGGUGGUAAGUACUCGAGGACGACGCUUCAGCCUGGUAAGAAGCACCGCCUACGUCUCAUCAACACGUCGUUGGACAAUGCCUUUACCGUCUCCAUGGUAGGACACACGUUUACCGUCAUUGCAACCGACUUGGUUCCGGUGGUCCCGGUGAAGAAGGACACGCUCUUCAUGACGGUCGGCCAGCGAUACGAUGUCAUUAUCGAAGCGAACCAAAAGGUGGAAAACUACUGGUUCAACGCGACGCUGGCAAGCAGCAGGUUCUGCGGCACGACGCGCAUCAAGCAGCCCGCGGCCAUCUUCAGCUAUGCUGGCGCGUCCAAGACAAAGAAGCCAACCAACCCAGGCACGCCUGUGAAUGCAGUCUGCAGCGACACGGUGGGCUUCAGCCCGGUUGUCAAAAAGGGAGCACCCAAGAAAGAGUUCCUGAAGAGCCAGGGCUACCUUGAUGUCAACCUCGAGACACCCGUCAUUGACGACGUUGCCGUGUUCCGGUGGGAGGUCAACGGCUCCAGCAUCAACGUUGAGUGGGACAGGCCCAUCCUCGAGUACAUCCGCGAGGGCGACUUUGACUGGCCGCGGGAAGCCAACGUCAUCGACAUUGCGCAGAAGAACGUCUGGACGUUCUGGGUCCUUGAGAACCUUGGACCGGUCCCACACCCGAUGCACCUUCACGGGCACGACUUUCUCGUUCUCGGCGCGGGCGACAGCCAGUUUGAUCGCGUGGCGGGGGUCAACUCGCUCAAUUUUGACAAUCCCAUACGGCGGGGAUCGCACCUGCUGCACUGUCACAUCGCUUGGCACGUGUCUCGCGGGCUCACCGUCAUGUUCCUCGAGAGAAAGGGGCGACAUUCCCAAGACGGUCAACCUCGGACAACCUGGAGCCGAAUUGCGAGGAAGUGGCGCGGCCUAUGA